UGAACCAAAAAUGAGUGGAAGACAGAGUUAUGUUAUUGUUAUGUGGCGGGCAAUGGAAAGAACUUAUGAGACGAUAUGGCGAAGCUACUAUUCCUACCGUUAUGUCUUCCAACUCCCAACCUUUCUUUCAAAUUCAAACCCCAACAUUUCUCUGUUCGCUGCUGCGAUCGUAACGACGAAGAUACCAACAACAAUAAGAAGAGGCUAUCAAAGCAGUCUUCAUGGGAAACCAAGGAUUCCGAGGGAAGAGAUUAUCUCUACAGACUCGGCAAAGAAGCUGAUAACAUGAAUAUCGCCGUUGGUCAGCGUGCCGGAAUCAUCGAUGAUCUUUUCGUCGGUGAUUUUCUCGGCAAAGACUCUGAUAUUGUCUUUGAUUAUCGUCAGAAAGUUACUAGAUCGUUUGAAUAUCUUCAAGGAGAUUAUUACAUUGCGCCUCUUUUUAUGGACAAAGUUGCUUGCCACAUUGUGAAGAACUACAUUUCUCAUCUCCUCAACGCUAAAGUUCCUUUAAUUCUAGGUAUUUGGGGAGGUAAAGGGCAAGGGAAAACAUUUCAAACAGAACUUAUAUUUCGGGCUAUGGGAGUUGAACCUGUGAUUAUGUCUGCAGGGGAACUAGAAUCAGAAAAUGCAGGAGAGCCGGGAAGAUUGAUUCGUGAGCGCUAUAGAACUGCAUCUCGAGUGGUCCAGAAUCAAGGAAAAAUGAGCUGUUUAAUGAUCAAUGACAUCGAUGCCGGCCUUGGUAGAUUCGGGUUUACUCAAAUGACAGUCAAUAACCAAAUUGUUGUUGGGACUCUUAUGAAUCUAUGUGACAAUCCUAACAGAGUUAGUGUUGGUCAAGAUUGGCGAGAAUCAGAUGUCACGAACAGAAUUCCGAUUAUUGUAACAGGGAAUGAUCUUUCAACUAUUUAUGCUCCACUGAUACGUGAUGGAAGGAUGGAUAAAUUUUACUGGCAGCCUAACCGUGAAGAUAUACUGAAUAUUGUUCAAAGAAUGUAUGAGAAAGAUGGCAUAUCUAGGGAUGAAGUUGAAAAAAUUGUGAACACUUUUCCUAAUCAAGCAUUGGACUUUUAUGGAGCUCUAAGAUCGCGUACAUAUGACAAAUCUAUUUUGAAGUGGAUUGAUGAUAUUGGAGGCGCUGAAAAUUUUGCAUCCAAUUUUCUCAAAAGAAAAAAGGACAAGAAUCUUCCUGUAUUUAUUCCUCCAGAGCAAACAACCGAAGCUCUACUUGAGUCAGGUUAUUCACUAAUCAAAGAACAAGAGUUGAUAAUGGAAACUAAACUUUCAAAGGAGUACAUGAAGAACAUAGAAGAUUAAUACCAAGGAUGUUGGUUCUCUGGUGCAAGUUCUCAUGAAUUAUGAUUGUGAAAGUUGCUACCUCCCAAAAGGUCUACUUUCAAACAGGGUGCUUCUCUUUAUCAUUUUCUCAUUUUUUGUGUGUAUAAAUCUGGAUAUAACCUAGAUGCUGAAAUGUGUGAAGAACAGUAGCGUAAUGAUAUCUGGACUGUACAAAUAAUUACUCAAUAAAUUCCGAUUAUUUUGGUCA
Molecule: messenger RNA, 1543 nt
Organism: Vicia villosa (hairy vetch)
Lineage: Eukaryota; Viridiplantae; Streptophyta; Magnoliopsida; Fabales; Fabaceae
Product: ribulose bisphosphate carboxylase/oxygenase activase, chloroplastic
Exons: 9
Coding region: 76-1314 (412 amino acids)
Molecular function (GO): ATP hydrolysis activity; ATP binding
Source: RefSeq, a predicted model, not a curated record